Messenger RNA from Hordeum vulgare subsp. vulgare (domesticated barley), 1881 nucleotides. RefSeq names its product cleavage stimulating factor 64. Gene Ontology annotation, biological process: mRNA 3'-end processing. Gene Ontology annotation, cellular component: mRNA cleavage and polyadenylation specificity factor complex. NCBI's taxonomy places the organism in Eukaryota, Viridiplantae, Streptophyta, Magnoliopsida, Poales, Poaceae. The transcript is spliced from 10 exons. The coding region runs from base 132 to 1601 and encodes 489 amino acids. The record is from RefSeq and is a predicted model, not a curated record. Gene Ontology annotation, molecular function: mRNA binding.
CGUAUCCAGACCAGACCAGACUCGCUGGAAAUAGCGAGGCAAGCCGCAAACAGCAGCAGCGCACCUCCGCCUCCGGUCCCUACCCAGCCGCCGAUGCCGCCCCGCGCCGCCGCCGGCGACCUCAGCUGAGCAUGGCGGCCGCCCCCGCGGGCCCCCAGAACCGCUGCGUCUUCGUUGGGAAUAUACCGUAUGACGCGACGGAGGAGCAGCUCGUGCAGAUAUGCGAGGAAGUCGGGCCCGUGGUCUCCUUCAGACUGGUUGUUGAUAAGGAAACCGGAAAGCCGAAAGGUUAUGGAUUUUGUGAAUACAAGGAUGAAGAGACAGCUCUAAGUGCACGUCGGAACCUUCAGGGUUAUGAAGUUAAUGGUCGUCAGUUACGUGUUGAUUUUGCUGAAAAUGGGAGGAACACUGACAAAAAUAGAGAAAAGGGUCGUGGAGGACCAGGAAUGUCAUCUAGUGUUGAUGCUCAGAAACAAUUAACCACAACUCCCGCUGUAGGGGAAACCAGCCUUCAUCAGCUUAUUGGUCUUCCACCGGCAAUACAUGCUGCAUCUGUGAUGGCUGGCGUUCUUGGGGGAGCUCAAACUGCAAAUGUACAAAACGGUUUACCUGUCCAAUUUGGGCUUGGAAACGACCCUCUUACCCAUUACUUGGCCAGGAUGUCAAGGCAUCAGUUGUAUGAAAUCAUGUCUGAGUUGAAGACCCUAACUACUCAAAAUAACGACCUUGCCAAAAAACUGCUGCAAGGAAUUCCACAGCUUCCAAAGGCCCUAUUUCAGGCACAGAUAAUGCUCGGGCUAGUGACACCUCAGAUGAUGCAGAUGGCUAAGAGCCAACAGCCCUCUAUCUCGUUGGCACAAUCUUCUCACCUCAAUGAAUCAUUUCCGCAGUCAGAUGCUGUGAUACCAAUUGUUCAUAGACCUCCACCAAACCCUAAUGCCAUCCAGGAACAAGCACCGCUGCAUAACUUUCCGCAGUAUCAACAUUCAUCUCAGCCUCCAGUCAAAAUGUUUCUGCAUGGACAUCAGUCUGGGGUGCUGACACACCCUCCAAUGCUAUCUCAGCCCUUCGGCACCUCUUCCAGUGUUCCUACUCAACCCCCUGUAACUUCAGGAGGUUUGAUAUCACAAGUUCAGCCUUCAUUUUUGACACAGCACCCUAGACCACCAGUUAUGCCAACUAAUGUACAGCAACUACCCUCAACUAAUCCUCAUCUCCCCCAGGUUGCUGCUGAACCUGAGAUACCCCAGAAGGAAGUUAGAUUGCCUGAUCGAACUAGUCAUCAGGCAGAGUUAGAUCAUCCCUCAAAAUUGAGAAAAUUGGAGGAUGGAACAUCAACGCCUGGAAUAGCGAACAAUAAUCCUGCUGUUUAUUCGGCUCCAUCGCAGGUAGUGGUCCCUAGUGGACCAUCAGGGAGCUAUAGUUCUGGUGCUGUUAACUUUCAGCAACCAGAGAAUGAAGCGCCUCAGCUCACGCCAGACGACGAGUCUGCCCUUCUGCAGCAAGUCUUACAACUGACACCUGAGCAGCUGAGUUCAUUGCCAGUAGAGCAGCAGCAGCAGGUGAUACAGCUCCAGAAGAUGCUAUCAGCUGGUAAAUAGCGGCAUGACACCAGCUGAGUAGACACAGUGAAAUUGUUAACCUACAUAGUCAAACAACCAUUGAAGAAGUGGUUCGUCUAGCCACACACAUAACUUCUCAACUUUGUUGGUAUCUCUGGGCCAUCAGUUUUGCUCCUGAUUAUUUAUUUGGCAUUCUUUGUAAAGUUGGAGGUAAAAAUGUGGUGGCUAAAGAAGUUGUGAAGAUGAUAAUUGUCCAUUAGUUCUGUAACAUUUUAGAAAAGAAUAAUCUAUCAAGAGAAAGGAGGUGCAUUUGUGUUCC